UUCAAUUAGGAGGAGUCCGCGAAAGUUAAAAUAUCAAAAAAGUAUCUUUGGAGCCUUUUAAGAGAAGAACGUGCAUAUUUUCUUCUGAUUUCUAUAAUUCUUGAUGUACUUACCCCAUAAAUUCAAUAUACCUCUUUAUCUGUGAAAUGUGAACAAUUCAUGGAAUUGUAAUCAGUUUUCGCGAUACAUCUUAUUUAUCAAAACUUUUUUUUCCGUUACGGCCAGGCUUGUAUUGGAAUUUCCACAGUAGAACAUUUUUUUUUCAGAAUUGUAGGAGUUUCUCUUUACAUUGAAAUGAUGAUUAACAAAGUACAACGUGUAGCUCGGGUAAUGUUUUCCAAAUACUUGUUGGUGACAAAUACAUGUACAGCAUCCAGUUUGUUGGGACUUGGAGAUUGUAUCAUACAGCAAAUAGAGAGGCUGGACAAUCAACAUAAAACUUACAACUUUCAAAGGACUGGUCGUAUGUGUACAAUGGGAUUGCUGUUUGGACCAGUUACACAUGUUUGGUACAAAAUCUUGGACAGAUAUCUUCCAGGUACUGUUCUACGAACAGUUGCUUCAAAAAUACUAGCAGAUCAAGUUGUAGCAGGACCAUUCUUUUGUUCAGCUUUCUUUAUGGGUAUGACACUAUUAGAGGGCAAGUCCAGUAGAGAGGGUAUGGAAGAAGUGAAGUCUAAGUUCUGGACAGUUUACAUGCUUGAUUGGUGUAUAUGGCCUCCUGCACAGUUCAUAAAUUUCUUUUUCCUACCACCAUCAUUCCGUGUAGUAUAUGUAUCUGGUAUAACCCUGGUCUGGAACACUAUCUUGUCGUGGAUGAAACAUAAAGAACAGCAUGUUGAAGCUGAAGUGAAAUGACAAAGCUAUGAAGGAAAUACACGGGUUUUUGUAUUAAUUCCCUUAAGUCUUUCACACUUUAUUGUUGUAAUGCAGUUUGUAUUCAGAUAUAUUUUAUCUUUUAUGAUUCAGAAAAUGAAUAUCAUUUUACUUAUACCUGUUUUGACUGAAACAUGUUAAGAAUUUUUUAUAUAUGCAUUCAUGUAUAUUUUAAAAAAAGUAGCACAGAUACAAAAUUUUAAGCUUUUAUAUUAUACAUGUCUGUUAAACCAACCAAUCUUCAGUCCCUGAUAAUACAUUACUGUAGGUGACUUUACUCCUUGAUGUGAAUAGAUGACAGAAGGCAUACUAUUCACUACCUUCAUAUACCCUAUAGAUAUAUCAAAUAGGGUUAUUACAACAGUAGCCUGAUCUGGGAUGCAGUAUUCGGCUCGAGUGGAUUUUGCCAGAUCGGAUCUCACGAGGUGUGCAAGCGCAGAGUGUAAUCCAUCCUUGCAAAAUCCAUGAGAGCCGAGUACAAAAUCCCAGAUCUAGCUACUGUUGUAAUGACCAUUAUAUACCUCGUUGUUUUGUUAUUGAACAAAAUCUUAAAAAAUAGAAGUGAGUGAAGUUUUUGUGUGCACUAUUUAUAGAAUUGUGUCAGGUCACGCAUAUUGAAUGAAAGUAGUUUGGCAUCAUACAAUACAAAAGGUACAAUACGGAAUUUUUUUCUGCCUGUUCAUAUUUACUUGUGAAAUACAAGCUGUAUUUUUGACAUAAUUCAUAUAGGUGUAUAAUAAAUGUUGAUAUUCACAAAUACCUUAAUAUCAAAAUAUUGAAUACCUACUGAAUGUUAAGGUAGCUCUGCAUGUUUGAUUAGCUGGAAGUAAAGGCGUAACGUCAUUUAUCUGGAUAAUGUAGAAUAAAGCCUGGAUUCGGCAUAUGGAAACAAAAAUCAUUUUUUGAAUAAAUGGCAACCUCUGAGUAAAAUUAUUAAAAUGGCAAUGUUGUUGUCAUUUUCGAUAUAAAGUAUGAUAUCAACAAAUUUUAGGUGUUACAUAAUUCCAAAUACUGUCUUAAAAUUAGAUUGAAAUCUAGCAAAAAUCAAGCACACAACCCAAUCUUUUUUAUUCGCCUAAUUUUCUAAGUACGUUUUUUUUAAGUUUUGAAAAGUCAGGUUUUAAUCAGGUUCUACAUUGAAGAAAAAAAUCAUCCAGACAUGCAGAAGUACCUUAAAAGGUAAUUAUGUUCUGUACUCCUUUAUCAUAUCAACCUUUAGCAUGUUGGCGACAAAUGAUUCUGCCUUUGUGACCAGUGCAGACCAAGAUCAGCCUGCACAUCUGUGCAGUCUCAUCAUGGUCUGCACUGUUCGCUAUUCAGUCAGUUAAUUUUCAGUGAACACCUCUUCGAAUUAUAAGUGGUAUUGCCCAAAUUGAAUGAUGGACCAGUCCAUUUUUAGAAAUUAACAGGGUAAUGGUUAAGUAAAUUCUAACUGCUACUGGUAUUGAUGAUAAACCCGGACAGAUGAUAAAGUCGACCACCUUAGAAAUAUUCGAUUGCAAUCGGUUAUUUAUAAAAUUGAACACACCAUCUAAUAGUUUUCACUUACAACACCACAAAAACAAAAUUGGUAAAUAUUCUGUAUAAAUAAAUGACUUACAUUUAUUUGUAUAAAAAUAUUUAUCCAAAAUUACUGGGGAAGAGGGUGUUUUUUGCGCAUGCUCACUGUCGAAACAUGAAGGCCUGACAUUUGGUAACUUUUCAUUACUUGAUCAGGAAUGACUGUUGCAUCUUUUUGGGGAAAGUUUCAAUAUAAUAAUACCAAGAAAAUUUUGUAAAUGACAAAGUGUUCGAAUUUAUCAUCAGUCAACGUUCAUACAGUCCCCAUUUUACAUACCCCUUUCAGGGCCUCACUUCGUGUGAGUUUGUUUACUAAAUAUAAAUUUGAAUUAUGUAAAGUUUUCAGCAAAGGUUAAGCUUUAUUUUGAUACCGACCAUGAUUACAAUUUGCAGAAAUGAAAAAGUUACACUGAGGUAAAAAAAAAACCUCAUUUUCUGUUGGGUUUAUCAUCAGUACCAGUAUAUUUGCUAUAUUGAACAUGUACAAAUGCUUGCUUUAGAUCCCUUUGCUAAAAUUCGAGUUAAAAUGGCUAGUUAUGAUUAUGACAUCGGCAUUGUACAUCUCUCUGCUUCUGCUGGCCAUUAUUACUCAUAAUAGAAUUGAUGGCCUGGUUAUCAUUUCUCCGUUUUUUUUUAUGACACUAUAUUUGGGCAUGAUUCAGUAGUGUUGUGUAGAAAAUGCCACACAGAAAAAAUGUGUCGGGUACUGAGCAAAAUGAAAAGAAGUAAAAUAAAUCAAAAAUUAUAUUCUGUAUUGGUGUCUGAUAGUGUCACCUUGUUAAUGAUUCCAUGCAAACUCACAUGGUGUAAUCACUCUCCACUACACAAUCGCUACACUUAUUGUAGUUUAUUCGUUAAUUUAUAGUAAUUAGACAGUUCUGCACAUUAUUUUCUAUUUGUCAGUCUGUUACUUUACGAAAUAUGUGCCCUAUUCUACAUUUAUAGUUUUCCAUUUUGAUAUAGAAGGUCUAAAAUAGAAUUGUUGAUGCCCUCCAUUAAAGUUUGUUAUUGGUGUUAUUUAAUGUCUUACUGAUACCUUGAAGUAUUAAUUUAUAUAGAUGUUUUAUUUUUCAACUAAUAAAUUAUGCAUGGUA
This is a messenger RNA of Mercenaria mercenaria, 3530 nucleotides long. RefSeq names its product mpv17-like protein 2. The record is from RefSeq and is a predicted model, not a curated record. The coding region runs from base 295 to 858 and encodes 187 amino acids. NCBI's taxonomy places the organism in Eukaryota, Metazoa, Mollusca, Bivalvia, Venerida, Veneridae. Gene Ontology annotation, cellular component: cytoplasm; membrane. The transcript has 6 exons. Gene Ontology annotation, biological process: mitochondrial ribosome assembly.